UCAACACCGACCGACCAUAUUGCGUAGUUGUACAUUUUAAUUAAAAUCUCACUAUUUCAUGCGUCACACGCCAUUUUUCCUUCUCUUCUCACUAUAAAGACCAAUUCAAUUCCCAAUUCUGUUAGAUCGGUGAUUCUUCUACUUUUCUUACGGCUGUUUUGUUGAUUGUUUGAUUUGAUGGCGUUCUUUAGAAGCGUUUCCGCAUUUUCCAAACUUCGAUCUCGCGUGGGUCAACAACCUAGUCUCGCUAAUUCAGUUAGAUGGCUCCAAAUGCAAACCUCCACGAACACUGAUCUUUAUUCUGAGAUGAAGGAGCUAGUUCCAGAGUAUCAGGAACGUGUUAAGAAGCUGAAGAAAGAUCAUGCAAGUGUUGAAUUGGGAAAAACCACCCUUGAUAUGGUACUUGGUGGAAUGAGAGGAAUGACAGCUUUAGUGUGGUUAGGCUCAGCGGUUGACCCAGACGAGGGAAUUCGCUUUAGGGGCAUGACAAUUCCCGACUGCCAGAAAACACUUCCAGGUGCUUUUCCUGGUGGGGAGCCUUUGCCCGAGGCCAUACUGUGGCUUCUAUUGACAGGAAAGAUACCAAACAAAGAGCAAGUAGAUUCAUUAGCUCAAGAACUACGAAGACGUGCAAAAAUACCAGAAUAUGCUUACAAGGCAAUUGAUGCACUGCCUGUUUCUGCUCAUCCUAUGACACAAUUUAGUACUGGUGUAAUGGCCCUCCAGGUGGAAAGUGAAUUUCAGAAGGCAUACGAGGGUGGGAUCCAUAAGUCAAGGUACUGGGAGCCAACCUACGAGGAUAGCUUGAAUUUAAUUGCUCGUUUGCCUGGAAUUGCUGCUUAUAUUUAUAGACGGAUAUACAAGGAUGGAAAAAUCAUACCAUUGGAUGAUUCUUUAGAUUAUGGUGCAAACUAUGCUCACAUGUUAGGAUUCGAUGAUCCGGAAAUGCUGGAGUUUAUGAGGCUGUAUAUUUCUAUCCAUAGUGAUCAUGAAGGUGGCAAUGUUAGUUCUCACACAGCUCACUUAGUUGGUAGUUCACUAUCAGAUCCUUAUCUAGCAUUCGCAGCUGCUUUGAAUGGUUUAGCUGGCCCACUCCACGGUUUAGCCAACCAGGAAGUUCUACGAUGGAUCAGAAAUGUAGUUAAAGAGUUUGGGACUCCAAACAUAAGUACAGAACAGUUGAGCGACUACAUUCAUAAAACAUUGAACAGUGGCCAGGUUGUGCCUGGAUAUGGACAUGGGGUUUUACGUAACACAGACCCAAGAUACACUUGCCAGAGGGAGUUUGCAUUGAAGCAUUUGCCUAAUGAUCCACUUUUCCAACUGGUGUCAAAAAUAAAAGAGGUUGUGCCUCCCAUUCUGACCAAGCUAGGAAAGGUUAAAAAUCCAUGGCCUAAUGUUGAUGCUCACAGUGGAGUGCUACUGAACUACUAUGGUCUAACUGAGGAAAACUAUUAUACCGUUCUCUUUGGUGUAGCAAGGAGUAUUGGAGUUGGCCCUCAGUUGAUAUGGGACCGGGCUCUUGGAAUGCCACUUGAAAGGCCAAAAAGUGUCACAUUGGAAAAACUCGAGAAAUUGGCCGGUGCAUCAUCAUGAAAUUAAAAGCACCAUUUAUUUGUUGAUUGCUAAAAUACAUUUCGCGGUGAAUGUAAGAUGUUGUUUACUUGAAAAUUUUAGUAUGAUAUCAACGAGAUCCAUUCGUUGCCAACAGUCCCAUUCCAUUAUUUUUUUUUGGCUGUUUGUCUGCAUUUUCAGAUUUAGAAGAUUUGGGUAUUUUAGGAAAAAGGGUGGAUUAUCACCCUCACAGUUGUCUUUCCACUUUUUCCACACUGCAUAAAUUAGGUCCUGAGGGAGUAUCAGGGCAUCAUUGAUUGGGGUAAUCCCGUUGUAUUCUUUCUAAAUAUGAUUGAUUCCUUGACAAAAAAUAUAUAGUUGAGAAUAACACGAGUUUUUUGUUGAA
This is a messenger RNA of Vicia villosa (hairy vetch), 1960 nucleotides long. RefSeq names its product citrate synthase, mitochondrial-like. NCBI's taxonomy places the organism in Eukaryota, Viridiplantae, Streptophyta, Magnoliopsida, Fabales, Fabaceae. Gene Ontology annotation, cellular component: mitochondrial matrix. Gene Ontology annotation, biological process: citrate metabolic process; carbohydrate metabolic process; tricarboxylic acid cycle. Bases 178 to 1596 code for a protein of 472 amino acids. The transcript is spliced from 20 exons. The record is from RefSeq and is a predicted model, not a curated record.